AUGAUAACCAAAAUGCAAUCACAAGCGAACGUCGCCGUGCCACAAUCUGUCACGACGCAACCACAGUCUCAGCAAAUUGUUGGUGUUGGAGUUCCAGCAAAUGCGGUGAUAUUGAAAAUGUCAGAUAUUCAGCAGAUCUCCACAGUGGGACUGUUGGAGCUUGCCCACCGAGAGUAUCAAGCAGGCGACUAUGAAAGUGCCGAACUACACUGCAUGCAGCUAUGGAGACAAGAUGGCACAAACACUGGUGUCCUUCUACUCUUAUCUUCCAUUCACUUCCAGUGCAGAAGAUUAGACAAGUCUGCUCACUUCUCCACCUUGGCUAUCAAACAGAAUCCCUUGUUAGCUGAAGCUUACAGCAACCUGGGCAACGUGUAUAAAGAAAGGGGUCAGCUUCAAGAGGCUUUGGAGAACUACAGGCAUGCCGUCCGAUUGAAGCCGGACUUCAUCGAUGGCUACAUUAACCUGGCGGCCGCUCUUGUGGCUGCUGGAGACAUGGAACAAGCUGUUCAGGCCUACGUCACGGCACUACAAUAUAACCCUGACCUUUACUGCGUCAGGAGUGACUUAGGCAAUUUGCUCAAAGCUCUGGGACGUUUGGACGAGGCAAAGGCUUGUUACUUGAAGGCAAUAGAAACGAGGCCAGACUUUGCAGUGGCUUGGAGUAACUUGGGAUGCGUGUUUAACGCACAAAGUGAAAUCUGGCUGGCCAUUCAUCACUUUGAGAAGGCCGUUGCACUAGAUCCAAAUUUCUUGGACGCUUACAUUAACUUGGGAAAUGUACUCAAGGAAGCCAGAAUUUUUGACAGGGCCGUGGCUGCGUAUCUUCGCGCGUUAAAUUUAUCGCCUAACAAUGCUGUGGUACACGGCAAUUUGGCGUGUGUUUACUAUGAACAAGGAUUGAUAGACUUGGCAGUUGACACCUAUAGACGAGCCAUUGAGUUACAACCGAACUUCCCUGACGCAUAUUGUAAUUUAGCAAACGCUCUUAAAGAGAAAGGACAAGUUGCUGACGCAGAAGAAUGCUACAACACAGCGUUGAGGCUAUGCCCGUCACAUGCGGACUCGCUGAACAACUUGGCCAACAUUAAACGCGAACAAGGAUACAUUGAGGAAGCGACGCGGUUGUACUUGAAGGCUUUGGAAGUUUUCCCCGAAUUUGCUGCCGCACACAGCAACUUGGCGUCAGUACUACAGCAACAGGGCAAGUUAACCGAAGCCCUCAUGCAUUACAAAGAGGCGAUACGUAUUCAGCCAACUUUCGCUGAUGCGUACAGUAACAUGGGCAAUACGCUCAAAGAGAUGCAAGAUGUAGCGGGCGCAUUACAGUGCUACACCAGAGCUAUACAGAUAAAUCCUGCAUUUGCUGAUGCUCACAGCAAUCUUGCUAGCAUUCACAAAGAUUCUGGAAAUAUUCCUGAAGCAAUCCAGUCGUACAGAACAGCUUUGAAAUUGAAACCAGACUUCCCUGAUGCAUACUGCAAUUUGGCUCAUUGCUUGCAAAUUGUGUGCGAUUGGACUGACUACGAGUCACGCAUGAAGAAGCUUGUAAGCAUUGUGGCCGAGCAGCUCGAAAAGAACAGAUUGCCCUCAGUUCAUCCUCAUCAUUCCAUGUUAUACCCACUUACACAUGACUAUAGAAAAGCGAUUGCCGCACGUCAUGCUAACCUUUGCCUUGAGAAAGUACAAGUUCUACACAAGGCUCCGUUCAAGUUCCCGCGAGAAUUACAAGGACGUCUACGUAUCGGUUAUGUGAGCAGUGACUUUGGAAACCAUCCAACGUCUCACUUGAUGCAGUCGGUGCCCGGGCUGCACGAUCGUACUAAAGUUGAGAUCUUCUGCUACGCUCUGAGUCCAGAUGAUGGAACUACAUUCCGGUCCAAGAUUGCUCGAGAGGCGGAACACUUCAUCGAUUUAUCUCAGAUUCAGUGUAACGGCAAAGCUGCCGAUAAAAUCUACGGCGACGGUAUACACAUUCUUGUUAAUAUGAAUGGUUACACAAAGGGAGCGCGUAACGAGAUAUUUGCGCUGCGCCCGGCCCCUGUGCAAGUUAUGUGGCUCGGAUAUCCGGGAACUAGUGGGGCUAGCUAUAUGGACUAUUUGGUGACGGAUGGAGUUACGUCGCCCUUGGAGCUGGCAAGCCAAUACAGUGAGAAGAUGGCUUACAUGCCACAUACGUACUUCGUGGGCGAUCACAAGCAAAUGUUCCCUCAUUUGCAAGAAAGACUCAUUCUCAGCGACAAAGUGAAAUCUCAUAACAAUUUAGGAAGUGUAGCAGACAACGUGGCUGUCAUUAAUGCUACAGAUCUGUCGCCGCUUGUCGAAACUACGGAUAUUAAAGAGAUUAAAGAAAUUGUAAGAGCCGCUCGUCCCGUGGAAAUUUCUCUGAAAGUAGCGGAGUUGCCGACUACUACACCUAUCGAGACCAUGAUCGCUUCUGGUCAAGUACAGACUUCAGUGAAUGGAGUAAUUCUACAAAACGGACUAGCAACGACACAGACGAACAAUAAGGCUGCAACGGGCGAGGAAGUGCCACAGUCGAUAGUAAUAACAACUCGUCAACAAUACGGUCUCCCUGAUGACGCAGUGGUGUACUGUAAUUUCAACCAGCUAUAUAAAAUUGACCCAUUGACCUUGCACAUGUGGGUGUACAUAUUGAAGAAUGUACCAAACAGCGUUUUAUGGCUGUUAAGGUUCCCAGCUGUAGGAGAACCCAACCUCCAGAACACUGCCCAACAACUAGGGUUGCCCCCUGGUCGUAUUAUUUUCUCCAACGUGGCGGCUAAAGAGGAGCACGUACGCCGUGGACAACUGGCCGAUGUUUGCUUGGACACUCCUCUGUGUAACGGACAUACCACCAGCAUGGACAUCUUGUGGACUGGCACGCCCGUCGUUACGCUGCCAGGCGAGACGCUAGCUUCCAGAGUGGCAGCGUCUCAGUUAAAUACGCUCGGCUGUCCAGAGCUGAUCGCUAGAACGAGGAUAGAAUAUCAGGAUAUAGCUGUAAGACUAGGAACCGAUAGGGAAUACUUAAAAGCCAUCCGAGCUAAGGUUUGGGCAGCGCGUACGGAGAGUCCGCUCUUCGAUUGCAAAGCGUACGCCACCGGGUUAGAAAUGUUAUACAAUAAGAUGUGGCAGAGGUACGCACGAGGCGACCGCCCAGACCACAUAAAGGCCGAUAAAUAG
Molecule: messenger RNA, 3186 nt
Organism: Spodoptera littoralis (African cotton leafworm)
Lineage: Eukaryota; Metazoa; Arthropoda; Insecta; Lepidoptera; Noctuidae
Source: the annotation of a GenBank genome assembly